Miscanthus lutarioriparius is the source of this 204-nucleotide messenger RNA. NCBI's taxonomy places the organism in Eukaryota, Viridiplantae, Streptophyta, Magnoliopsida, Poales, Poaceae. The record is from the annotation of a GenBank genome assembly.
AUGGCAGCGCUGAUCCCGCUUGAGGAGCUCAUGGACCCACCUGUGAGGCAGCGCUACGACAUGCCGGAGGACCCCGAGGUGUUCGACAUGCUCAACGCCGUGGCCCGGCAGAAAGAGGCAAAGCUGUUGGAACCAGGCGGUGCUAUGGUCCCGGAACGCGACGCCGGCGAGAACACGGUGAACACGACGAGAGUAAGUAGAUGA